UAUAGAGUAAUUAAGUGUAACCCAUUCUUCAACCAUGUUUGGGUCUUCUGAAAUCCCAGAUUGUGAUUAUCAAAACCAACCCAGUUUAGUUCGCCCAUGGAGCCCAACCCCAAGACAUAGUCUUUAUCUCUCCAACCUUGAUGACCAGAAGUUUCUGAGGUUCUCCAUUAAAUAUGUAUACCUUUACAGGAAAUCAGUAAACGUAGAAAACCUGAAGUGUUCUCUGUCACGGGUUCUUGUCGAUUACUAUCCUUUAGCAGGGAGGUUAAGGAUUAGUGCAGAAGAUGAAGGAAAAUUCGAGGUUGAUUGUAAUGGAGAAGGUGCUCUGUUCGCCGAAGCUUUCAUGGAUUUUACGGCUGAAGAAUUCCUAGAAGCUUCAAGGCGACCGAACCGGUCUUGGAGGAAACUCUUGUAUAGGGUGGAAGCCCGAAACUUAUUGGAUAUCCCUCCUCUCCUGAUUCAGGUGACAAAUCUUAAUGGCGGAGGAAUGAUUCUAUGCACUGCAAUCAAUCACAGCCUUUGUGAUGGGAUCGGCACAUCUCAAUUCUUGCAAGCAUGGGCCCACCUCACGACCAAGUCCAGUGAUCCUCUCCCUAUCUCACCAUUCCACGAUCGCCACAUGUUGAGACCAAGAAACCCUCCAGACAUAACAUUCACACACCCGGAAUACAACACCACCACCACCACCACCACCACCGGCACCGGAAUUCAGUCUCAAUGGCUGGAAGAGGUGCUUCAAUCCCAGUCACAGUCACUCGUCCCCAUAAGCUUAACUUUCAGCCCCUCUCAGAUCCUUCACCUCAAGAGGCUCUGUGUGCCAUCGCUCAAAUGCACUUCAUUCGAGGUCUUGGCAUCGCACACAUGGCGAUCGUGGAUUCAAUCCCUAAGCCCACCACCAUCUCUGAAGAUAAAGCUCUUGUUCUCUGUGAAUGUAAGGAAAAGAUUGAAGCCAGAGCUACCAAGGGGUUAUUACGGCAAUGGGUUCGUGCUAGGGUGUGCUGAGACGACGGUGAAGGAAUUGGUGGGAACUAAUUACCCUAACAUCCACCAUGGAGUGAAACUAGUGCAAGAAGCCAAGGCGGUGCUCACAGAAGAAUACAUAAGGUCCAUGAUCGAUUAUCUAGAGGAGAGACGUGUGAAACCAGACUUAUCCAUGAGUUUCGUGAUAUCUCAAUGGGCGAAAUUAGGGUUAGAGGAUUUGGAUUUUGGGGAAGGAAAGCCUAUCCACAUGGGUCCCUUAGCUAGUGAGAUCUACUGCAUUUUCUUGCCGCUCGUCGGUGACUUGGAUGGGGUUCGUGUAUUGGUGUCGGUACCGGAGAGUGUUGCAGAGAAAUUUGAGUACUACAUGAAGGAUUUCACCCACAGAGAAGAGGAAGAAGAAGAAAUUAGGGAGAAUGGAAGAGAUGAAAUCCAAACUUUCUUGCAUUGUAAUUGA
Telopea speciosissima is the source of this 1435-nucleotide messenger RNA. Its product is annotated as alcohol acyltransferase 9-like. The record is from RefSeq and is a predicted model, not a curated record. The transcript has 2 exons. Lineage: Eukaryota; Viridiplantae; Streptophyta; Magnoliopsida; Proteales; Proteaceae. The coding region runs from base 35 to 1435 and encodes 466 amino acids. Gene Ontology annotation, molecular function: acyltransferase activity, transferring groups other than amino-acyl groups.